AUGGACGUCAGUGGCGACAUUGAGCCGGGUCUUGGGGCAGGAGAUGCCCUUCUGGGUGCCACUGCCAAUCUGCCGCCGCCCACACCUCCAGAGCGACCCCAGCGAGAGCGAAGAAAGCCGCGCUGGAUGAAAGAUUUUUUAGUUGAUUACCUAUCUCCAACUCUUAGUCAACUCUCCAAGACAGCACUAGAACCACUAGAAAAAUUUCAGAAUAAGGUAAUGCGCUGCAUUCUAGGAUGCCCAAUGUCCACUAGGAUUGCUAACAUGCAGCAGGAACUUCAUCUCCUUCCUCUUGUGGAACGAAUAUAUGCCAAUGUAACAUUCUUUACUGUUAAAUGUCUCCACUCUUCCAGUCUCGCUCCACAUUAUGCUGACCUUAUUAAUGUGUCACUUGACCCCAAUGCUCGUCCCCCACAACUCCGACCAGGUGGCUGUGCUCUCAUAAGGAAUGUUUGCCGAGACCUUAGAAGAUUGGAUAUUAAUGUCCCCCAAGAGGAAGUUGACCAUGGUCCUCCCCCGUGGCAGAUUCCUCCUGUAGAAGUUUCCUACACACCCACCUGUAGGAGGGACCUACCCUGCCAACAGAAGCAACUAGCCCUCGAGGCCAUUAACAAGGUAAGGUCUUCCAUCCCUGCCUCUCACACCCUCUACGUUGACGGUUCUUUACAAGUGGAUGGAGCUGCAGGCUGUGCUGUCUUCUCUCCUACUAUGGAACCACCAUAUGGGGGAUGGACUGGACGUCGUCUGCAGGACUGGUCAAGUUCUACCUCCUGUGAACUGCAUGGGCUUCUAGAUGCUGUUAGCCUACUUCUACGGACUAGAAGCAAUGGACUAGUUAUUUGUGACUCACAGUCUGCCCUUCGUGCCCUCUCCUCCCCAAAGCCUGAAGCCCGUAGCCUAGUCAAUCGCAUAGUGCGCCACCUAGUCACAGCCAUUGGACAUGCACUUGUCAUACAUUUCCUAUGGAUUCCCUCGCAUGUUGGGGUUACAGCGAAUGAUGAUGUAGAUCGUCUUGCCAAAGCUGCCUGUAGGCUAGCCCUACCUGCGGCUGACGCCUCGCCAGCAACCCUCUCUCACUACAAGCGGAGGAUACGUGCUUCUGCUCGCUUGUCAAUCACCCGACGCAGGAGCGCCGAGCGGCCAGCGAGCGUAAGCAUCCAGCACUACGACUACUUUGCCUCUCACCCCUACAAAUACCGACGCCGCGGUCUGUUGGUAAGAAGACACAAUGUGGUCGCUGCCCGGCUCCGCUUAGGCUACAGACCAGUGUGGCAGGUGGGUGAGACAGAGGACGUGCCCCAGUACACAUCGUGUAAGUUGUGUGAUGCACACAAUGCGAACCACCUACAGCAUUACUGCCUUGAGUGUCCAGAGGUAGCUGAUCUCAUAUCGAAGAGAGACUCUGUUUCUGACGUCUGCAAGUACUUAUUAGCAGAGGACAAUCUAGAUGUAAUACUUUUGCAAUACCCAUAUUUUGGUGGCUGUUAA
This is a messenger RNA of Penaeus indicus, 1488 nucleotides long. RefSeq lists its product as uncharacterized. The record is from RefSeq and is a predicted model, not a curated record. Bases 1 to 1488 code for a protein of 495 amino acids. NCBI's taxonomy places the organism in Eukaryota, Metazoa, Arthropoda, Malacostraca, Decapoda, Penaeidae. The transcript is spliced from 2 exons. Gene Ontology annotation, molecular function: RNA-DNA hybrid ribonuclease activity; nucleic acid binding.